Molecule: messenger RNA, 1110 nt
Organism: Indicator indicator
Lineage: Eukaryota; Metazoa; Chordata; Aves; Piciformes; Indicatoridae
Gene: RAD51
Product: RAD51 recombinase
Exons: 9
Coding region: 7-1026 (339 amino acids)
Biological process (GO): reciprocal meiotic recombination; chromosome organization involved in meiotic cell cycle; mitotic recombination
Cellular component (GO): condensed nuclear chromosome
Molecular function (GO): ATP hydrolysis activity; DNA strand exchange activity; single-stranded DNA binding
Source: RefSeq, a predicted model, not a curated record
GGUGCAAUGGCCAUGCAGAUGCAGCUGGAAGCCAACGCAGACACCUCAGCAGAGGAGGAGAGCUUUGGGCCACAGCUCAUAUCCAGGUUAGAGCAAUGUGGGAUAAAUGCAAACGAUGUGAAGAAGUUGGAAGAAGCUGGAUUUCACACAGUUGAAGCUGUUGCCUAUGCACCAAAGAAGGAGCUACUGAACAUCAAAGGCAUCAGUGAAGCCAAAGCUGACAAGAUCUUGGCUGAGGCAGCUAAACUGGUUCCAAUGGGUUUCACCACGGCAACAGAGUUUCACCAGCGAAGGUCAGAGAUCAUCCAGAUCACCACUGGGUCCAAGGAACUUGAUAAGCUCCUUCAGGGAGGAGUAGAGACAGGCUCCAUAACAGAGCUAUUCGGGGAGUUCCGCACUGGCAAGACACAGCUGUGCCAUACCCUGGCAGUGACCUGUCAGCUUCCCAUUGACCAAGGUGGUGGUGAAGGCAAAGCUAUGUACAUCGACACCGAGGGCACCUUCCGCCCCGAGCGGCUGCUGGCUGUGGCUGAGAGGUAUGGCUUAUCUGGCAGUGAUGUCCUGGACAAUGUGGCCUACGCCCGAGGCUUCAACACAGACCACCAGACCCAGCUCCUCUACCAGGCCUCUGCUAUGAUGGCUGAGUCACGGUACGCACUGCUGGUGGUGGACAGUGCCACAGCACUGUACCGCACGGACUACUCAGGCAGGGGCGAGCUGGCGGCACGACAGAUGCACCUGGCCCGCUUCCUGCGCAUGCUGCUGCGCCUGGCAGAUGAGUUCGGUGUGGCAGUCGUGAUCACCAACCAGGUGGUAGCUCAAGUAGAUGGAGCAGCCAUGUUUGCUGCAGACCCCAAGAAACCCAUUGGAGGAAAUAUCAUAGCCCACGCUUCCACCACCAGGCUGUACCUGCGGAAGGGCCGGGGUGAGACCAGGAUCUGUAAGAUCUAUGACUCCCCCUGCCUGCCCGAGGCUGAGGCCAUGUUUGCCAUCAACGCUGAUGGAGUGGGAGAUGCUAAAGACUGAAGGCUCCGUUUCAUCUCCUGCAUAAUCCAAGACUAGGUGCCCAUAAAAGGCUCCUUUCUUCAUGGCACCUUUUGCAUGCUUUCC